AUGCAAGUGGUAAGUACGAUAUUGUAACAAUAAGGAACCAUUCAAUAUUGCCUUGCUUUACGCACAGUUUAAAUAUGAUUUCUAAUGUCCAAUUCGUUCUUCUCUUGGCAGGUAUCGUCCUCUGGUGUGUUCGAGCUGAAAGUCCAUUCGUUCAAUACUGCCCACCGCAUAUGCAGAAGGCAUAGGGACUGCCACAUAUUUUUCCGAAUUUGUCUAAAACACUCCGAGGACGUUAUCCAUGCGGAGCCACCAUGCACGUUUGGAACGGGACACACCAACGUCAUCCGCGCAGAUCAGACCUCGAUUUCCAGCAGCGCUCCGAUUAGAAUACCGUUCCAUUUCAAGUGGCCGGUAAAUAACCUUUUAUAUAUAAAUAUUAAAUGUUAGACAUGGAAAUAUAAAUGUUAUGUUACUGUAUAUCAUUCUUGCGUAAACUUUAAUCCAGGAUUUACCUCUAUUUCAGGGAACAUUUUCGCUGAUCAUUGAAGCAUGGAACGCAGAAACCCCUACAGAAUACACAGGUAAGGUGUUGUUGCAGUAGGCAUAUUAUAGCCUUUCUUAACAGCUUACCUAAGUUCAAACAUUCACUAUGUCAAUAGGCUACUAUAAUAAUACACAUUUUCUUGUAUAUUUCAGACAACCAAAACAACCUUGUCAGCCGCUUGGCCACCAGAAGAAGACUGGCCAUCGGCGAGGACUGGUCUCAAGACGUCCACUUCGGAGAGCAGAGCGAGCUGCGCUACUCCUACCACGUAUUCUGUGACGAGUACUACUUUGGCGAUAGCUGCGCGGAGUACUGCAGACCCCGCGACGACACUUUGGGCCACUACACCUGUGACGAGGAGGGGAACAAACACUGUCUGGAGGGCUGGAAGGGCAACUACUGUUCUGAUCGUAAGUGCAAUCGAGUUAACGUCAAUGACUUUAGGCUACGUUACUGUCCAGACUCAGAUGCUGUCAAGUUGGACGGAUUGCACUUUAUAGGCCUAUUGUAAAUAGACUGCACAGUGCAGGCAAUGAUUCAUUGAUGAAUGAGGCUAAUGUUCUUAUUGGCAUUCUCCUUGGUGAAAACACAAUUCAUACUUUUUACAGGUAAAGGUAUCACAGGGACAGCAUAUAGGCAGCAUAUAGAGCUGAAUGAUUGGUGACAAUAAUUAUUACAUACAGGCCUAAUCACAAUAACUAUUACAAAUAGGCCUACACAUAAUCACACCAACAAUGAAGCAUGUGCAACAUUUUAAUUCACCCUUGUUUUAUGAAAAUGUUUGUGUCAAGUUAUUUCUAAAUUAAGAUGACAUCUCCCCAAAGGAUUUCACUUUAAUCCUUUAACCAGCCAUCUACUCUUUUACACAGGCAUAAUUGCAGGAGUCUUAAAGGGGCAAUCUGCAGUAGCUACAUCCAUUUUGGACAAAUAAAUUAAUGAUAUGUACCUAUUGAUUCUUGGAGAAUAGAACUUAUAAAUGCCUCAUGAGCUUAGUUCAACUGUCAUAUCCCAUCAGAAACCAAAAUAUCAGCUUUGUUUUACUCCAAUGUUUGCAAACAAAGUAAAUCUAAACAAACACUGUAUCGCCUCAAAAAAUGAUUAAAACUAUCAUUUUGAUAUCAUGGAUGGUCAGUCUUUGCAUCCAUAGCUCUGUCUAUGAAUUUGAGAGUGGUUCCAUUUUAGUGAAACAGUGGCAGGGAGUAGCUUUGUUAUUGUUUUAACUGCUGAUUGCUUGUGGAGUUCGAAGACUUGUGGAGUUCAAUCUGCCUUUUGUUCCCCUGUAACAAAGGGAGAAAGAACCGUGGCUGCCAGGGACACAUGUUGGAGAUGCUGUGUGUCUGUGUGUGUUACGGGUAUGCAUGAGGCAGAGGGAGAAAAUAAAGACCUGGCUUCUGUUCCUGUGGUUGUGUGCUCACCAGCUGCUUGGUUUAAUACUUAACAAACAGUUGAAGUCUGAGAUGGGGCUGGGAGGGGUGGGGGGGUGGGGUCAGACAGGGUUGGGUGUCUGUGCGUGUGUGUUCUGUGAUGUAUAGCGCGGGGGGGUGCCCAAUCUGCCCAUUCAUUGUAAUCAACCCCCCACACCCCCAUCCCUCCCCCUCCUCCCUACAGCCAUCUGCUCAGCGGACUGCAGCGAGAGGCACGGCUACUGCGAGGCCCCUGGGGACUGCAAGUGCAGGAUGGGCUGGCAGGGGCCCUCGUGCAAUGAGUGUGUGCGCUACCCGGGUUGUCUCCAUGGCACCUGCGGCCAGCCAUGGCAGUGCGAAUGCAAGGAGGGCUGGGGUGGCCUCUUCUGUGACCAGGACCUCAACUACUGCACCAACCACCGGCCAUGUGCCAACGAUGCCACCUGCACCAACACAGGCCAGGGCAGCUACACCUGCACCUGCCGCCCGGGCUACAGUGGCACCAACUGUGAGCUGGAGACCAACGAGUGUGACAGCAACCCCUGCAAGAACGGAGGCAGCUGCAAUGUGAGUAAUAUUACUGCUUGCAGGAAAUAGGGGUUGUUCAAUAUUGGCUUGUCAUUUAUUUACAUGUUUAAUUGUGUGUUAAACAAACUUUAUUUUAUUUUAAUUAACUUGGAAUGCCAUGUUUAUAAUUUUUUAUUCCAACUUAAUUGUCCAUUUGAGGGUAAAAUGGAAAUGUAUCCUUGACACAAACGCAGUGUAACAUAACACAUUACAGUUAUAAACAUGUUAAAAUAAGACACAAUGUCAGAAACAUGAUCAGUAAUCAUGGAUCAUCUAUGGAUUGUAAAAAGCUAAAGCCCAGUCUAGUUGUCUCUCUAACAACAAUACUUGAAAAUACUCUCUCUCUUAAGGACCUGGAGAACGACUACUCGUGCACCUGCCCCCAGGGCUUCUAUGGGAAGAACUGUGAGAUCAUCGCCAUGACGUGUGCCGAUGGGCCUUGCUUCAAUGGGGGCACCUGCAUGGAGACACUAACGGGGGGCUACACCUGCCGUUGCCCUCCCACGUACACCGGCUCCAACUGUGAGAAGAAACUGGACCGCUGCAGCAACAGCCCAUGUCUGAAUGGUGAGUCUGACUGUAGUGUAUCAAGUUCAAGUAGUUUAUUUGACAUUUGCAGGUAUUAAAGUGCAACUGAAGGCAAUAAACAACUUAUCUGAUAGAAAACAGCCAAUGUUUCAUCGAUGUUAUUCAGAAACAUUUAUUAUAGUGUCAAAAUUGACUACAAAGUGUAAAUAGGAUAGUUUUGUUCAUAAAGUCAGUCUCGUCCAAAACAGAGUUUUGCAAGUGAGUUCGUCAUGACUCACUUGAGGGUUGGGUUUUGAUUUCGACAAUGCUCUCUUGACCACUAACAAAGGAUACACAGCUGCGGUGAUUGCUCUCUAUCCAAUUCUACAGCAGAACACACAGACGGUGAGACAGACCUGCCCAUCAAUGCAGCGGAUCUGACUUUGUUUACAUAAAACAACACGUCACACAUUUUUUUACUUGAGUAAUACUGCACCAAACACCUUAGCUAGUUGUAAAAUUGCAUGACUAAAACCUCCUCUGCAAAAAUGUCAAAAUUAAUGACAGAUUCCUUGAGUUAUCGUAGAUUCAUUCUGACUAUUUUGAGGAAGUAAUACUGGCUUUGUUCCUAUGAUGUCUAAUGGAGGACAAAUAUCAGUAACUGCCACAUUGAACCACACCCCCAAGACUGAAAUCUAGUUUUUCUUAAUGAACAACAGAGAAACACAAGCAGAAUCACUCUUUAAAAGUAUUUGUUGGAGCUCUCUGAUAUAGUACAGUACAUACACAUAUACAGUAAAAAGAUAAUAAAUAGAAAAGCAAUUAAAUGUGGUAAGAUCAUAAAUAGUUCAGUCAUAUGUGCUCAUGUGCUCAUGUGCCAAAAGUAGGAUAAAAACAGCAGGCAGGUUGCUUGUUUUAACAGGCGGAUUGCACCGGGAUAAAAUCUAUUCUUGAACCUGGUAGUGGAGGUCUUGAUGGUAGUGGAGGUCUUGAUGCUCCUCUAUCUCCGCCUAGAUGGUAGCUGGGAGAACAGUGCACUGGCUGGGGUACUGUACUGUCUUUUGGCCUCUAGUGAGGGAUCUGUCCGCAUAGAUGGCCUCGAUGGAGGGGAGGGUAGUGCCAAUGAUUCUCUCUGCAUUGAGCACUACCCACUGAAGCCUUUUGUGGUCUUGUGUGUUGGUUUUACCAUACAUUUACAUUUUUAGUCAUUUGGCAGACACUCUUAUCCAGAGCGACUUACAGUUAGUACCACACAAUGAUGGAUCCAGCCAGGAUGCUCUCCACUGUGACUCAGUAGAAGUUGACUAGAGUGCCUGUGCUCAUGCCAAACUUCCUCAGUUGCCUCAGGAAAUAGAGGCAUUUGUGUUGGCUGACCAUGUCAGAUCGGACGAGAUGGUUAUGCCCAGGAACUUAAAACAGUCCACCAGCUCCCCCAAAAAAGGUGGAAGCAGGUGAAAGUGGAUGGAGAGCAGCUUGUCUUGGUUCUGGUGACAUCUAGUGGUUCAAGUAUGCACCUGCACCUGCUGGAAGUACUGCACUUGGCUGGUUGAACAAUGAAUGAAUACAUGUUUUCAAAGUAUAUCAAUGCACACAACCUAAGCACAUCUUCCUGGAGAAAAAGUCAAUAAAAUGUUAAUCUCGGAAACCCAGGAUUAAAAUCUUGCGUAAUUGCGUCAGAUGCUUGAUUAAAUUCUGGGGGGAGAUCUCCCGAGUGGCGCAGUGGUCUAAGGCACUGCAUCGCAGACACUGCGACCGGGAGACCCAUGGGGCGGCGCACAAUUGGCCCAGCGUCGUCCAGGGUAGGGGAGGGAAUGGCCGGCAGGGGAUGUUGGUAGAGCAUGGCGUUUGCAACGCCAGGGUUGUGGGUUCGAUUCCCACGGGGGGGGGCCAGUAUGAAAAAAUAAAAAAAUAUAAUGUAUGCACUCACUAACUGUAAGUCGCUCUGGAUAAGAGUGUCUGCUAAAUGACUAAAAUGUAAAUGUGUUAAAAAGAUACUAGAGCGAGGAGCGCUAGCUCCACUCCCUCUCUCUGCUUGUUUGGGGCAAGUCUAUGGGCCAAAUGUCCCCUCCCCUUCUGAAAUUCAGAAGUUGCGGGCACCUGCAAAAUCGUGAUUUGUCCAAAUGAUUAGUGAUGAAAAAUCUGUGCACCGGAACAAAAGUUCCUUGUUAGUCAUCGCAUCCCACAGUCUGUUAACAGAAUCAUGUUAUUUUGAUAAAGACAGAAGUCAUGACUUAAGAAGUGGCAACAGUGUGAUAUCCCAUGUACCCCAUCUUGUACUACUUCAGAAUGUGGUAGGCUGCAGUGUACUAAGUGGAGCCGUGUCAUAUGUUGUCUUCUAGGUGGUGAGUGUCUAGACCUGGGUCAAAGCGUGCUAUGCCGCUGCCGCUCCGGGUUCACCGGGGCCAACUGCCAGGUCAAUAUCGACGACUGUGCCUCAGUACCGUGCCAGAAUGCUGGAACCUGCCAGGACAGCGUGGACGACUACACCUGCUCGUGCACGCUGGGCUACGCUGGCAAGAACUGCAGCGUGCGUUCGGACGCCUGUGGCCGCAGCACCAGCGCCCAGCCCUGCCAGAACGGCGGCACCUGCUUCACCCACUUCACGGGGCCUGUGUGCCAGUGUCCGACGGGUUUCAUGGGACCUAGCUGUGCGUUCACGCUGCAGCUCAGCUUCCAGCCCGCCCCCCAACUGACAAAUAAGCCUUCCUCCGCCGCCCUCACUGCCUCUUGCGUCCUGGCGUUACUCGCCCUUGGCCUAGCGGCGGGCAUCGUGGUGCUGCGGCGGCACCGGCUGCGUAGUAGGAAGCAACUGAGCGACACGGCGGUGUUCAAUGACCUGGAGACGGUGAUCAACCACUUCCCCAGCGAGAGAGAGGCUUUCCUGGGGCCCAGCGGCCUGUUCAAGAUCAGCAACAGCGACCCGCGCCUCAGCCUGGCAUCGCUCGCAUCGCUGAGCCCCCCAGAUGACAGGACAGGCCGGGUACUUGGGGGGGAGCACCAUUCUCUCUCCCCUGGACAGGACUACCUCUGGAGGGGGGAGAGUGGGGCUGGGCUAAGAUGA
Coregonus sp. 'balchen' is the source of this 6022-nucleotide messenger RNA. NCBI's taxonomy places the organism in Eukaryota, Metazoa, Chordata, Actinopteri, Salmoniformes, Salmonidae. The record is from the annotation of a GenBank genome assembly.